Molecule: messenger RNA, 1635 nt
Organism: Belonocnema kinseyi
Lineage: Eukaryota; Metazoa; Arthropoda; Insecta; Hymenoptera; Cynipidae
Product: pectin lyase-like
Exons: 2
Coding region: 81-1073 (330 amino acids)
Molecular function (GO): pectate lyase activity
Source: RefSeq, a predicted model, not a curated record
UGAGUAAUCGACUAUUCGUAAAUAGAGUUUAUAACCGAAGAUCAAUUUUUCUGUAUAAGUUACGUAUUUAAUUAAGGAAGAUGAAGACUAUUUUCUUUUUAAUUUUGCCAUUCUUAACUGUCGUUGCUGGAGACAAUGUCUACCCAUGUAAAAAAUUGCAUGGGAUGUCGGGUUUUGCAGAAAAAGGUGGCACAACUGGAGGUUCGGAGGGACCAGUGGUUUAUAUAAAAAAUCUGAAGGAAUUGAAGAAAUACAUCAGUGACACAGUGCCUCGUACUUUAGUCAUAAUUGCGAAUAUUCACUCAGCUCAAAAGGCUACUGUUAUGUUGGGGGCUAACAAGUCUAUAAUCGGUUCUUGGGACGCAAAUUAUAUUUGCAACAUAUAUUUAAGGGCAGGCCACAAUUCGAAAAACAUCAUCUUCCAAAAUCUGUUUUUCAUACACGAUGUUAGAAAUAUCGGUAACAGUGAUACUCAGUUAGUUUUAGAUCAUGGUGAGCGAUACUGGGUAGACCAUUGCACCUUUGAUGGGCGGAAAGUAGACAAACGUGAUUUAGGAAAAUUACUUAAAGUUGCUACAACUGAUUACAUCACCAUUAGCAAUUGCAAGUUUAUGAACCACGAAUAUGGUUUGAUUCUUGGCUAUCCAUCAGAUGAUCCAGCUGGUAUUGCUGAAAACAAUAAUUAUCCUCGACUGACCAUCAUGUUCAACUAUUUUGAUAACAUCAAUGCCCGAGCGCCAGGUUUGAUGCGAUUUGGAAAAUUCCACGUUUUCAACAAUUAUAUCCACAAUUGUCACUUAGGCUUUACCAUUGGUCUUAAUUCUAAGAUUUAUUCAGAACAUAACUAUUUUUCUGAACCUCCAAAAGCUGCUGUACUUGAUGAUAAGGGUAAUGGUUUUUUUAAAGACGCCGGAAGUGUAAAUAUGCCGACAAAACAAGAAUCUAAAUUAGAUACGUGGCGUCCAUCUUCGGAUUAUAAGUACAUACUGAAAACGCCGGAAUCUAGUCGAGAUUUUUGCAAACAAUAUUCAGGCGCUCAGAGCAACAAAUUAGAAUUUCCCUGUGACAAGUAAAAAUUAAUUGGUGAAUUUAGAAAUUUUGUAAAAAUGUAUAAUUUAUAUUAGUGUUAAUUAUGACAAACGUGUAAAGGUCUCGGCACAAAAUUUAUGCAUAAAGCCUUUUGAGUGAAAUUCUGACAUUACGAGUUUUGAUAAGUAUGACCUAAGCAUCAUAGAACUGAAACAGACCCAACUUUGGUCGAAAGGCCCUUUCCAUCAAUUUUGUGCGGGGCCCUUUGUUUUUGUAAGGUUCUCUAGAAAUAAAAUAAAAGUUUUUUUGUACAUGUACAUGGAUUUUUUAUUAACUAUAUUUUUUAAUUAUGAAUAGCGUACUGAGUUUCUAAUGCUUGCUGUCUAUAAGCUUUCAUAUAUUUACAAAUAAUGUAACAAGAAAUGUUCUACUUAAAGUAUGCUAAGUAUUCCAUGGCCUUAUAUACGGACAUAUAAUAAUAUAUUGCAGAAAAAUGUGACAAUAUUAAGUUUAUUUAAAUUGUACUUAAUGAUUUCUGUCUGCCAGAGUUUUUGCUUCCGACUGGCACUAUGUAUACUUCGAUACUUGAAUAAAGUCUCUUAAAAA